AUGUUUGGGAAGAGAAUCCUGAGUGGAAACAGCAGCUCUGCAGUGGUCCUGGCCCUGUGUGGCUCACAGAAAGUCCAGACUCCUUUUGCUGGUCUCAAACACGGCAGCAGAGAUCUCGCUGACUCACUGGAGAGAGAUGAGCAGCACAAUGAAUCCAUUAAAAGAGCCCAGCAGGAACUGAAAACUCAUCUGAAGAAGAGGUUUGAAUACAUAUUUGAAGGUUUAGCAGUGCAGGGCCACACAACUCUCCUCAAUGAGAUCUAUACAGAGCUCUACAUCACAGAGGGGGGAAGUGGGGGGGUCAAUAAUGAGCACGAGGUCAGACAGAUUGAGACAGCAUCCAAGAGACAAACCACCCAGGAGACUCCAAUCCUCUGCAAUGACAUCUUUAAGCCUUUACCUGGACAAGAGAAACGCAUCAGAACUGUGCUUACAAAGGGCAUCGCUGGCAUUGGGAAAACCGUCUCUGUGCAGAAGUUCAUUCUGGACUGGGCUGAAGGAAAAGCCAAUCAGGACAUUGAUUUCAUCUUCACUCUUCCUUUCCGAGAUCUGAAUCUGAAGAAGGAAGGAGCAUUCAGUCUGAUGCAACUUCUGCAGCACUACUUUCCACAACUGAAAGAGAUCAAAAGUGUUGAAGGUGAUGAAGUCAAAGUUGUGUUUAUCUUUGAUGGUCUGGAUGAGUGUCGACUUCCUCUACAUUUCCAAAGCAAUGAGAUCUGCUGUGAUAUAACAGAGUCAUCAUCAGUGGAUGUGCUGCUGACCAACCUCAUUAAGGGGAAUCUGCUUCCCUCUGCUCUCCUCUGGAUCACCUCCCGACCUGCAGCAGCCAAUCAGAUCCCUCCUGAGUGUAUCCACCAGGUGACAGAGGUACGAGGGUUCAAUGACCCACAGAAGGAGGAGUACUUCAGAAAGAGAAUCAGAGAUCAGAACCAGGCCACCAGAAUCAUCUCACACAUCCAGUCAUCCAGGAGUCUCUACAUCAUGUGUCACAUACCAGUCUUCUGCUGGAUUUCUGCUACUGUUCUGGAGACAAUGUUGGGUAAAGUAAAGAGAAUAGAUCUGCCCAAAACACUGACUGAAAUGUACACACACUUCCUGCUCAUUCAGACUAAUGUGAAGAAUCUGAAGUAUCGUGGCUCAGAAGAAACAAACCCAAAGAUGUCUGCAUCAGAUACAGAAAUCAUCCUGAAACUGGGGCAGCUGGCUUUUGUACAGCUGGAAAAGGGCAAUCUGAUAUUCUAUGAAGAGGACCUGAGAGACAGUGGCAUUGAUGUCAGUGAAGCUUCAGUGUACUCUGGGGUGUGCACAGAGAUCUUUAAAAAGGAGCGUGGGUUGGGUCAGGAGAAGGUCUACUGCUUUGUGCAUCUGAGCAUUCAGGAGUAUCUGGCCGCCUUGUUUGUGUUUCAUUCAUGUGUAAAUGAGAAGAGAAAUGUGCUCAGAGCAGAACCGCACAGUGGAAGAGUGCAGCUGUCUGAGUUGCAUGAGACUGCAGUGGAUCAGGCCUUACGGAGUGAGAAUGGACACCUGGACCUUUUCCUCCGAUUCCUUCUGGGCCUCUCUCUGGACUCCAUUCAGCCUCUCUUAGGAGGACUACUGACCCAGACAGGAAGAAGAUCUGAUGGAGGACGAUGGAAAACAAAACUCUUUCAGAGACUACUGACACAGACAGAAAGCAGAUCAGGGAGCAUCAAGAAAACAGUCCGGUACAUUAAGGAGAAGAUCACAUCCGAAUCUUUAGCAGAGAGGACCAUCAAUCUGUUCCACUGUCUGAAUGAACUGAAUGACAACUCUGCAGUGAAGGAAAUCCAGAAUUCCCUGAGAUCAGGAAAACUUUCUGAUAAAGAGCUGGAACCCCACCAAUGUUCAGCUCUGGCCUUUGUGUUACUGAUGUCAGAGGAGAUGCUGGAUGAGUUUGACUUGAAGACCUACAACACAUCAGAAGCAGGUCGUCACAGACUGAUACCAGUAGUCAGGAACUGCAGGAAGGCCAUACUGAACAGUUGUAACCUAAGUGAGGAGUCAUGUGAAAUUGUGGUCUCAGCUCUCCAGUCAUCAAACUCACCCCUGAGAGAUCUGGACCUCAGCUACAAUAACCUGGGAGAUGCAGAAGUGAAGCUGCUCUGUGCUGGACUGAUGAGUCCAAACUGUAAACUACAGAGACUGGGACUGCACAGCUGUGACCUAAGUGAGGAGUCAUGUGAAAUUGUGGCCUCAGCUCUCCAGUCAUCAAACUCAACCCUGAGAGAUCUGGACCUCAGCAGCAAUAACCUGGGAGAUGCAGGAGUGAAGCUGCUCUGUGCUGGACUGAUGAGUCCAAACUGUAAACUACAGAGACUGGACCUCAGCAGCAAUAACCUGGGAGAUGCAGGAGGGGAGCUGCUCUGUGCUGGACUGAUGAGUCCAAACUGUAAACUACUGAGUCUGGACCUCAGCUACAAUAACCUGGGAGAUGCAGGAGUGAAGCUGCUCUGUGCUGGACUGAUGAGUCAAAACUGUAAACUACAGAGACUGGGGCUGGGUUGGUGUAAUCUCACAGAGGGCUGCUGUGAUGUUCUGGCCUCAGUCUUGCGUUCUCCUCACUCAGAGCUGAGUGAUCUGGAGCUGAGAGACAAUGAGCUGCAGGAUUCAGGAGUGAGAGCGCUCUCUGCUGGACUGGAGGACCCACACUGUAAACUGCAGAGACUGGGGCUGUCAGGCUGUAGAGUCACACAGAGAGGCUGUGAUUCUCUGGCUUCAGCUCUGUGUUCAAACCCCUCACACCUGAGAGAGCUGGACCUGAGAUACAAUCACCCAGGAGUCUCAGGAGUGAGAGUGCUGUCUGCUGCUGAACUGGACACACUCACACUGCUUGUGGAACAUGGAGGAGAGAACAGGAUCAAACCAGGACCCAGGAAAUACGGCUGUCGGCUCACACUGGAUCCAAACACAGCACACAGAAAGCUGUCUCUGUCUGAGGGGAACAGGAAGGUGACACGCACACCGAGGAGAGAGGAGCCAUGUCCUGAUCAUCCAGAGAGAUUUGAGUCUGAGCCCCAGAUUCUGUGCAGAGAGAGUGUGUGUGAGCGCUGUUACUGGGAGGCUGAGUGGAGUGUGUCUGAGAGGGGAUGGGUUCAUAUAGCAGUGACAUAUAAAGGAAUCAGCAGGAAAGGAGGGGGUGAGGACUGUGGGUUUGGAUGGAAUAAAAACUCCUGGAGUCUGGAGUGUGAUGAACACAGUUACUCUGUACUUCACAAUAAUAACCGCACACCCCUACCUGCCCCCCCCUCCCCCUACCACAGAGCAGGAGUGUGUGAUGAUGGUGCUGGUGCAGGAGUGUGUGUGUACAGGGUAGGAGUGUGUGUGGACCGUCCGGCUGGCACUCUGUCCUUCUACAGCAUCUCUGACUCUGACACACUGACCCUCCUGCACACACUCCACACACACUUCACUCAACACACACCCCUCUGUGCUGGGUUUGGAGUGUGGUGGGGGGGCUCAGUGUCCCUCUGCCAACUGGAGUAGAGACACACACACCCCUCCACCCCACACACACACACAUACGCCCCACCCCCACACACACACACCCCCACACACACAUACCCCUCCACCCCACACACACACACACACACACACACACACAAACACACACCCUUCUACCCCACACAUACAGACACACACUCACACAUUUAUUUUUGUAUAUUUUAAUAAAAUCAUAUUGUAUAUAGUCAGGGUGUGUUUAUAUACAUUUGGUGAUUAAAACAUCAGUAUAACAUUCAGAGUGUGAUUAUGGUGAAAGAUGGUAAAAGGCUUUUGAGGUAAUAAUUCUCCUGUACCUGCAUCUUUGUAUAAAAGUUCACUGCAUUUUACUUGUUUUUCCAGUUGAUUUGAUUCAUUUUCACAAGAGUUCCAGUGUGCAAAGUUGUGUGGGUGAAUGCAGCUCAAAGGGAGAAUGCAGAAUGAUCACUGCAGUGUACUUAUUUCCUUUCAUUCCUGUGAACAGUCAUGUAUUGAGUUUCCUUAUUUACUGUGUCAUGAUUGCUUUGUUUGAACCUGU
Molecule: messenger RNA, 4033 nt
Organism: Conger conger (European conger)
Lineage: Eukaryota; Metazoa; Chordata; Actinopteri; Anguilliformes; Congridae
Product: NACHT, LRR and PYD domains-containing protein 3-like
Exons: 10
Coding region: 1-3501 (1166 amino acids)
Molecular function (GO): protein binding
Source: RefSeq, a predicted model, not a curated record